Messenger RNA from Eruca vesicaria subsp. sativa (arugula), 1139 nucleotides. The record is from the annotation of a GenBank genome assembly. Lineage: Eukaryota; Viridiplantae; Streptophyta; Magnoliopsida; Brassicales; Brassicaceae.
CAAAUUCCAGAGAGAAAGAGAAAGUUCGAGACUUUCGCUGCGCAGAACCUCGUCGUAGACAAUCGAGGGAGGAGGAGCUCUAUGAAGGUUGGAGUUGGAGAUUAGUAGACUACUCUGUUUUGGCUUUAUAUAAGACAUUCAAAUGUUAUCCAUCCCUGAUACCAGAAUGUGGAACCUAGCAUCAAGCUAUCUCACCGGACCGAAACACGAAACAAGAAGACCACCACCACUCCAUGCUCAUGAUGAAUGUUCUGACGAUGACGAUGAUGAUGAGGCUUCUUCAUCUGUAGGAAGCAAAGAGGAGAGUCUAGAGUGUCCCAUUUGCUGGGAAUCAUUCAACAUUGUCGAAAACGUACCUUACGUGCUCUGGUGCGGUCACACGAUGUGCAAAAACUGCGUAUUGGGUCUUCAAUGGGCUAUUGUGAAGCUACCUACACACCCUGUUCAGCUCCCUCUCUUCAUCUCAUGCCCUUGGUGCAACAAACUCUCUUUCCGUCUUGUCUUUAAAGGAGCUCUUAGGUUCCCUCACAAGAACUACUUUGUGCUUUGGAUGGUUGAGAGGAUGAAUGGUGAGAGAAGGAAUUCUCCAGGGAGAGAUCAAACAGAUGGGAACAAUGAUCACAUAAGAGAGCCUACUCCAUGUCUGCAUCAUCGUCAUCAACCUGUUCAGAGGGACAACAUACAGACAUCACUGAGGAAGUCUCUGGUUUUCUUUGUUCAGUUGACAGCAAAGUUCCCUUUGGUUGUCAUGUUCCUGCUGAUAAUACUCUAUGCAAUACCGGUCUGUGCAGCUAUUUUGGCUAUGUACAUUCUUGUCACUCUCUUGCUGGCUCUACCGUCCUUUCUCAUUCUCUACUUUGCGUAUCCUUGUCUUGACUGGCUCGUCAGGGAGAUUGUCACAUGAACUUCUAAGAAUGGUUCAUCCUCCAUGUAGGUAUAAUGAUUUCUGAAUCAUCUUUGUUCUUAUCUUUGUAGGAAGGUACUUAGUAGUAUUGUAAUAUUUGAGGAUCUGCCCUAUGGUUGCUUGAGAUUUGUCUCAAUAAUCUUUGUGUAAAAAGUACUAUUACCCUUGUUAAAAAAAAAAAAAGUGCUCGUACCUAAGAUUUUGGGAGCUGUAUACUCUUAUUUUGUUUUACGUU